Lathyrus oleraceus (garden pea) is the source of this 834-nucleotide messenger RNA. RefSeq lists its product as uncharacterized. Bases 1 to 834 code for a protein of 277 amino acids. Lineage: Eukaryota; Viridiplantae; Streptophyta; Magnoliopsida; Fabales; Fabaceae. The transcript has 3 exons. The record is from RefSeq and is a predicted model, not a curated record.
AUGGUUGGAGGAAGCACCGUCAAGGAGAUGACUACAAACUUCGGAAAAUUGGACAAGUUUCAAGGACAAGACUUCAGGCGUUGGCAGAAGAAGAUGCAUUUCAUGUUGACAACGUUGAAGGUGGUGCACGUCCUGUCUACACCGAUUCCAGAACUUCUGGAGGAAGACACGGUUGAAAAUCUGAGACGCAGAUCAAAAUGGGAGAACGACGACUACAUAUGCAGAGGGCACAUUCUUAACGGUAUGUCUGAUCCCUUAUUUGAUAUUUAUCAAAACAUAGAAUCUGCAAAGAAAUUGUGGGAUUGUCUCGAAUCCAAGUACAUGGCAGAGGACUCAUCCAGUAAAAAGUUCCUGGUAACCGAUUUCAACAAUUACAAAAUGGUUGAAUCGAGGUCUGUCAUGGAACAAUUCAAUGAACUCCUCCGAAUCCUUGGACAGUUCACACAACACGGAUUGAAGAUGGAUGAAACAAUAUCUGUCUCAAGCAUCAUAGACAAGUUGCCUCCUUCGUGGAAGGAUUUCAAAUACAAUCUGAAGCAUGGAAAAGACGAACUGUCUUUGAUCCAACUUGGAAGUCACUUGCGCAUAGAAGAAUCUCUAAGAGCGCAAGAGGAUGACAAAGGAAAAGAGGGUUAUUCGGAUGCUAGUUGGAUAAAUAAUGCUGAAGAUUCAUCCUCUACAAGUGGAUGGGUGUUCUUGCUUGGGGGAGGUGCCAUCUCAUGGGCUUCCAAGAAGCAAACAUGUAUAACUGGUUCCACAAUGGAAUAUGAGUUUGUAGCAUUAGCUGCUGCUGGUAAAGAAGCGGAAUGGCUAAGGAAUUUGGUGCAAGAUUAA